This is a messenger RNA of Drosophila suzukii, 1634 nucleotides long. It is a transcript of the gene comm, whose product is annotated as commissureless. The record is from RefSeq and is a predicted model, not a curated record. Lineage: Eukaryota; Metazoa; Arthropoda; Insecta; Diptera; Drosophilidae. Gene Ontology annotation, biological process: axon guidance.
GCCGCUCCAGCGAACGGACGCACCGAGAAUCGAGCUAUAGCCAUAGUCCACAAAAACCCGAAAUCGAACCCAUGACUUAUAUAUAGAGCCGUGCGAUUUGUUUACGUGUCGUGACGCGAGUGCCAGCAGUUGUGUGCGUGUGCCAGACCCAAACAAACGAAAAGUUGUUGAAAUCGAAUCAAAGAAAUCGCCAUGAUUAGCACCACGGAUUACCCAGCGGUGGAGACCACCACCUCCUCCGAGGAGCUGUACGCGGAGUACAUAGCCGCCCCGGCCAGCAGCAUGAGUCCGGCUGCGAUUGCCGAGCACCUGCAGCAGAAUCAGAUCACCUUCGAGAUACCCAGUGCCCACGAUCUGCGGCACAUCGAUGCCCUCAACUCCUUUAAUGCACUGCUCCAGAGGAUUGGCAACGCGGCGGUGUCCUACGAUCCCGCUCCGCCCAGCGGUUGGUCCCCAGACGGCAGCAUCAGCACCGAGCAGCUCUCCAAAUCGGUGGUUCUGGACCUCGCCGAUCUGAGAGACAGAUCCGAGGACUCCGCGGAGUCCUCCUGGUGGAACCAGAUCUUCGGGGAUGCCGACAUGCACGUGAUCAUCAACUAUCUGUGGAUCGGAGUGGUCAGCUCCCUGGUGGUCCUCUCCCUCGUCUUCAUCCUCUUCAGCUGCUACUUCUACCGGAAGUUCCGCACUUGGAAAAAAUGCAAUAAGGACAUACGUGCCCAGAUCCAUGCGGCCAGCGACUCGUACUCCUCGCACCUGGUGGGCUGCGACGCCAGCCGCCUGCUGUUGCACCAGCAGAUGCAGGGGCACAAUCCGCAUCCACACCAUCGGGGCAACGAGGCGGGAUUCUACCAAAUCGAAUCGCCACCCUGCUACACAAUCGCCACCGGUUUGCCCAGCUACGAUGAGGCACUGCAUCAUCAGCCCCGGCACUUCGCCUACGGCAUGAAGUUCGUCUAUCCCUCGCUGGCGGCCGUGCAUCAUCAUCACCAUUGCGUUUCCAAUUGGGAGAAGGACGAGCUGAAUAAGCUGCAAAAGUGCAAGCUGUCAGCGGCAGUGGAGGAGGAUAAAGUGGAGGCCUCCCCCUCGGAGUCCUGCAACUUGGCCGCAGCCACGCCUGCCAUUUGCAUUAACAUGCCAAAUGGGAGGCAGCAGGAUGUGGAGGAGGAGGAGGAGCAGGAGGAGGUGGUCUCCGCAGUGGCAGUGGCAGUGGCACAAAGUUUACAGCCGGCGGCGGCUGCCGACGAUGAUUGCGCCUCAUUGGUCGUUGUUGUUGCCGCGUGAUUGCCCAGUCAGGGUUCAGGGGUCAGGGGUUAAGGUGGGGCCGGGGGUGAAGGGUCAGGGCCGGGAGUAGCAGCCCAAUUGCUUAGUCACUUGUAAAUAGUUGCAUCGUCUGCUAAUGUUGUUUGCCCCCCUGUAAUAACAUAUAUCUCCGAAUGUGUCCCCCCUGCUCACUCUUUAAGCAAAUUUAGUUUCGUUUUUAGUUAUCUGUUAUAUUAUUGUAUUACGCAAGACUGAGUAUUAUUUAUUGUACCAUGUAUAAAACCGAAUUGUCUAUCGAUUAAGCCUUAAUAUCUAAGUGAGAGUGAAACGAAAAAUAUAAAACUCGAAUGAACACACACAUUGCAAACUAAAUU